Molecule: messenger RNA, 828 nt
Organism: Hordeum vulgare subsp. vulgare (domesticated barley)
Lineage: Eukaryota; Viridiplantae; Streptophyta; Magnoliopsida; Poales; Poaceae
Product: 30S ribosomal protein S13, chloroplastic-like
Exons: 3
Coding region: 80-595 (171 amino acids)
Biological process (GO): translation
Cellular component (GO): mitochondrion; small ribosomal subunit; ribosome
Molecular function (GO): structural constituent of ribosome; RNA binding
Source: RefSeq, a predicted model, not a curated record
CGCAACUGCUGGCCCCACUGCUUCCCCACAACUUCAUUCAUCCCUCAACCACCGGCGGUCGACCCUCGACGGCGAGAGCAUGCAGCAGUCACGCGCAUGGCCGUCCCUUGCCCGCGGCAUAGCGCGCCGCCUCGCCGGGAGAGCGCCGUCAGCUCCGAUCUCUCCUCUCCGGUCCGCCAGGGGAAUCUCCAGCGGGUCGACCUGCCUGCUUGCCCGCCAGGACGGAGCUUUCGGUCACGGUGGGUUCAUCGAUUCCAUUCGUAUUGGUGGUGUUGUGAUACCUAACGACAAGAGGGUGGAGUACGCGCUGCAGUCCAUCCAUGGCAUUGGACGGGCACGCGCCCGCCAGAUCCUUUCAGAGCUCAAUUUAGAGAACAAGGUCACCAAGGACCUCUCCAAGGAGGAGAUCAUGGCCCUCCGUGAGGGGAUCGCAAAGUACAUGAUUGAAGCAGACCUAAGACGGUUUAAGAGUGCGGCAGUCGAGAGAUUGGAAGGGAUUAGAUGCUACAGGGGCAUCCGGCACGCGGAUGUGCUCCCGGUACGUGGCCAAAGAACAAAGACCAAUGGCAGGACUCGCAAGGAAAAGAGGGCUUGAGUUGCCAACAAGUCGUUCGCGACCCUCCCAGGAAUAAUUAGUCAUGCUGCCAUUAUUUAGCCCCUUUCUUGGUUUGGUUUGUACUGCAUCACCGUGGUACUGUUAAUCGACAUUUACCGUGCUACUGUUCAUUUUAGUGCUGAAAAGGUGAAAAUAAAAGCAUCUCAAUGCUGAUAUCGGAUAUCUGUGAAUCUGUGCCACUGGCCCUUUUAUAUCCCCUUCGGUUCUUUAAA